Molecule: messenger RNA, 1686 nt
Organism: Plectropomus leopardus (leopard coralgrouper)
Lineage: Eukaryota; Metazoa; Chordata; Actinopteri; Perciformes; Serranidae
Source: RefSeq, a predicted model, not a curated record
GAAACAGCAGUGACUAAGCCGUCGCAGAGGAGGAGAGUCGUGCUGUAGUCUGUGACCGACCAAAGGCUGAAGUAUUUCUAAAAGUUUUGGCUCUCGUUCAGGAUGUUUUAUCGCUCCUCUGGUUUCUCUUAAAUGGCUUAAAACAAUCCUCGCUAUUUAUAACUCUGGAGACGUGCGUCCGUCCUUGAACAUUGCUGGAUUUUGUAUUCGUGAACAAGUAACGCCAGAAAUGCAUUUUCUUGGCAUUUUUGUGCUAAUUUGGUGCGAUUUAUCGCUGGGGCUUCCGGUUCCUGUAGAUACCGUCAUCGUGCAGGUGCAGCAGUUUGGAGUGGUGGGUGCUCAGCAGGUCGUGCAGCAGGUCCUUCUCAAUGGAGUCUCUCUCACUGACAAAAGCCAGGAAGCUGACAGCAUUAUCCAAACCAUGUCAGCUGAUCCACUGCUUCCGACUCUUAUCAGGAUCAACCAGACGUCAGUAUUCAGAAACCACACUGUCCUUCGUUCCCGUGAAUGCAUACUGGAGGGAUCCCAGCUGCACUGGACCGACCGUGUGUUCUUCGAUGGGAACGUCUAUCUGACUGUGGACCACACUGACACGUGGACAGCCUACGUACCGCAAGCACUGGACUUUAAAGUGUUGUGGGACCAGGAAGCGCAGCACACAAAGAUGGAGAGGACCCGCCUUCAGGAAGGAUGCAUCAAACUGAUGAAAGAGCUGAGGCUUUCUGCACAGCAGUCAGGUCCAGGGAUUCCUUUGCCUCAGUUCCUGAUCCCAAUCUUGGCACUCCUGGCGCUUACAGGACUAGUUAUAAUCAACCUCCUCCUCUCCAAAAACAGUGGUUCGAGGCACCCUGGAGGUGUUGUCGGCUCUAUUAUACAUUACCCUAAAGACAUGACUGAAAUGGCUCCAGACAUAAGAGCCAGUGGUUACCAAACCUUGUAAUUCUAAUAUCCAGUUGAUUAACAGGGUCACAUUUAAGCUUUCCUCUCCCUUUCUACUGCUGAAUGUCACUCACUGAUUUAACACUUUACUCUCUGUGUAAGGACAGUGUUUCUCCAUGAAUGUUACCAAACCUUUGCUACAGUACCAACAGCCUACUGUGUGAAACACAUGCGGUCUGGACUCUAAACUGCAUUAUUUAAUGCACUUUAAUGCAUGUAUCAUACUUUACACUGGUGCUUUUAAUGAAUUUAUAUUUAAUAUUUGUGCACACAUACAAAGAAAUGUAAACCCAUUCACUGCCUGCAGCAAUGUACAAGCUUUUUUUUUUUGCACAAAUAAUAACUAUAAGGGCAAAUGUUUUCAGCAGUCACAUUUUCUAGACUAAGCUAUUCAAGUAAACAACUUCUGUGUUAAUACAAUGAAAAUGUUCUGUUGGAAGCACAUAGAGAAUGUCACACAUUGUCUUAUGGUCUGUAGAUAAAGCCCUGCUGAAAUCAAAUGUUUUGUUUCAUCACUGAUAGUCACAGUCACAGUGAAAGUCUGCUAAAUAUAGGGUGGACUACGUUAAGUGUGUCCAGUUACUGAAGAGUCACACUGUGCUGUGUUGUUGUUUGUUUUGAGAAAUCACACUUAUGGUUUUAAUAUUUUUGUGAUAUUGUACAUUGUUCUGACUGUUUCUGUUUUUUCUUUGUUAUUUGUAUAUGUAAAUUUAAAACAAAUCCAAUUAAAGAUGCUUUUAUGAUACA